Thlaspi arvense is the source of this 1852-nucleotide messenger RNA. The record is from the annotation of a GenBank genome assembly. Lineage: Eukaryota; Viridiplantae; Streptophyta; Magnoliopsida; Brassicales; Brassicaceae.
ACUCGUCGUCUUCCUCGGGCUGCUAAAGAAGAUCCUAGAACUCACCACUCCCAUGGCUCUCAAUCUACGCCUUAAACAGCUUGAAUGUGUAACCCGGAUGCUGAAUCUGAACCAACCUCUGGAUCCAAGCGAGGAAUUUUACAAGGUGUUGAUCUACGACGAUUUCUGCAAAGAUGUCAUCGCUCCAUUAAUGCCGGUGAAGGAUCUUCGUAGACAAGGAGUUACGCUUGAGUCGCUCAUCUCUAACGAAAAGAGAAAGUACGUUUCCGCUGUAGCCGUCUACUUUGUUCGACCCACUGAAGCCAACAUCCGCAGAAUCAUAGCCGAUGUUUCUUCGUCUCUCUACGACAACUUUCAUUUCAACUUCUCCUCUUCUAUCCCUCGCCCUCUCCUCGAGAGCUUAGCUUCAGGGACUCUUGAUUCCGGUUCCAUUGAAAGGGUUUCAAAGGUUUGUGAUCAGUAUCUUGAGUUUGCGACUUUGGAAGAUAACUUGUUCUCCUUGGAACAAGACUCUGUAUAUCUUCAGUUGAACGAUCCAUCAGCGACUGAUGGAGAGAUUGAAGAGAUCAUCGGAAAAGUUGCUAAUGGGAUCUUCUGUGUAUUGGCGACGCUUAGUGUUGUCCCUGUGAUCCGAUGCCCUCGUGGAGGACCAGCAGAGAUGGUGGCGACUUCUCUGGAUCAGAAACUAAGGGAUCAUCUUUUGUCCAAGAACCAUCUGUUUAGCGGCGGUUCACUGAGCUCGUUUCAACGGCCUUUGCUGUGCAUUUUCGAUAGAAACUUUGAGCUCUCCGUCGGGAUUCAGCACGAUUUUAGAUACAGGACUCUUGUUCACGACGUUCUUGGUCUAAAGCUCAACGCUUUGAAGCUCCCAGGUGAGAAACUAGGCGAGAAGGAGACGUUCGUAGACAUUUCAGACCCGUUUUGGUGUGCGAACGGUUCUCUAGAGUUUCCUCAAGUCGCAAUGGAGAUUGAGACUCAGUUGAACAAGUACAAGAAAGACGUGGAGGAGGUUAACAAGAGAACUACGGGAGGUGAGAGCACUGAUGUGAUGAUGAUUGUGAACACCAAGAAUCUGAUGAAUGCUGUGAACUCGCUUCCAGAGCUGACAGAGAGGAAGAAAGUAAUCGACAAGCACACCAACAUAGCGACUUUGCUCCUACGAGAGAUCAAGGAGCGAUCUCUUGAUGUGUUCACAGAGAAAGAGAAUGACAUGAUGAUCAGAGGAGGGAGCAUAGACAUGAGCGAUCUUCUCUCUGUUCUGAAAGGGAAAGGUACGAAGAUGGACAAGAUCCGUUUUGCCAUCAUGUACUUGAUAUCCUUGGAAACUAUAAACCAGGUAGAGGCAGAAGCCGUGGAAGCGGCCUUGCGUGAAGCUGAGGCCGAUACAAGCGCGUUUCGGUAUGUGAAAAAGAUCAAGUCGCUGAAUGUCUCCAUGGAAGCAAACUCAGCAAGUAGAAGCAACAUUCUCUAUGGUCAGUCAAUAAGCGCGGUCACUGCUGGAGUCAAGAAUCUCUUAACCGGUGAUCAGAAACUGGCCGUGGCGCGGACUGUUGAAGCUUUAACCGAGGGGACACCGAACCAGGAAACCGAUUCAUACCUAAUGCUUGAUACGAGAGCUUCAAAGUCAGGCUCUAGUGGUGGUAGUAGUAGUGGUAGCAAUGCGAUGGGGCCGUUCAGAGAAGCGAUAGUUUUCAUGGUCGGUGGUGGAAACUACAUUGAGUAUAACAGUUUGCAGGAUCUCUCGCAGCGUCAGGAGACGGUGAAGAACAUUAUAUAUGGAGCCACGGAGAUGCUUACUGGAGCUGAGCUCGUGGAGCAGCUCGCGCUCUUGGGACAGAAGAUGGGACUGAGG